CCAGCAUCAAAUUAUCACAGCACUUUAUUAGUGUAAUUUACCAUUGACAAUGAGUGCCAACAAAAUGAUCGAUCCCUAGUAUUCAAAUAAUCAGGCUAAUGUUAUAAAAGAACUGGCGAAACCUUGAAAUUAUUCAAUAUGAAAGUAACGUGAAAGUAACUGUUUUUUGUUCAAAAAAUCCAACAAAUCAAACAAAAAAGUGACUUUCAAUCAGCAAUGUUUUUCUGGUUUAUUUUAUUGUUCAUCUUUUACCUAUUAAUUUAUUACCGACAAAAACAUGGAUAUUGGAAAAAAUUUGGGUUAAAAGGUCCAUUACCAGUUCCUUUUCUUGGUACCUCUUACGUUUACCUACGGAGACCAUUACAUGUUGUUGAGACUGAGCUGAUUCAAAAGUAUGGCCAAAUAGUUGGCAUGUUUGAAGGCGCAAAACCAACAUUGCUCGUCAGCGAUCCCGAGUUUAUCAAAACCAUUGCUUUAAAGGAGUUUCAUUCGUUCCCUCAGAGCUUCACCUUUUCCAGCUAUAAACAUCCACUUGAACAACUGUUUCCUGAACUUAUUUGGGGUUCCAAAUGGAAACAUUCUCGUGGCCAGAUCACUCAAUGUUUCACAGUGGCUAAGUUGAGAAAGGCAUUUCCCAUGAUUGAAAAAUGCUCUGACAUGUGCGUUAAAUCCUUAGCAGAUGAGAUUCAGAGAUGCGAUGCAAUUGAAAUGAAAAGCUUUUGGUUUAAAUAUUAUUGUGAUACAAUAUUUCAAUUUUGUUUAAAUUUAGAUGCUCACGUCUAUCAAUCACGAGACAAUAUCAUCGUCGAGAAAAUGAUUGACCUGAGUCGACCUUUUAUUCCAGCUUUUAUUAUGAAUAUGUUUCUACCUGAAUGGAUCAUGAAAACUUUUCACUUGAGUGCACUUGAUAAAAAGGCUUUAGACUACCUGGAAAAGCUUGUGACACACUUGAUCGAAACUCGUCGAUUGAGAAAAGACGAGAGACAGACUGAUGUUUUGAACCGUUUGAUAGCCAUUAACGAGACCAGUUCUGAACAGUCGACUGAAAUUGAAUUGGUUGCUGCAAUUGUUGAUCUCCUUUUCAAUGGCUUUGAGACCAGUUCAUCUCUUCUUGCUUGGUGCAGUUGGAGGUUAGCCUUUAACCAAGACGUUCAAGAUCGCUUAACCAAAGAAAUUGAUUCCCUCAACAGUCUUGACUACGAUAGUUUGCUAUCAGCUCAAUACUUGGACGCUGUUAUAAGCGAGAGUCUUCGCAUUGAUCCACCAGAAACACACAAUGAGCGCGUCUGCCACACAACUUAUCACCAUCCUGAAACCGGCAUUGUAAUCCCGGCUGGAAGCAAAGUUUCAAUGCCUAUCUAUGCCAUGCAUCAUAAUCCAGAUAAUUUUCCUGAUCCAGAAAAAUUCAAUCCUGAUCGAUUUCUCCCCGAUAAUCGCAAUGCCAUUAAACCUUUCACUUAUAUUCCUUUUGGUGUUGGCUAUCGAGCAUGUCUUGGUACUAAAUAUGCUUUGUUGGUGUCCAAAAUGGCUCUGGCAAAACUGCUUCAAUCAUAUCGUUUUGUAGUCACACCAUCGACCACAAUUGAUUUAGAUUACGAUUGGGGAUCCAUUUUACUUUGCGCUGAUGAGAUCAAUGUUGGAAUUGAGAAGAGAAUGUAAAUUUUUGAUUGUAAAUCUGUUAAUACAAAUAAACAAGUAAAUCCAAAGGAUAUUUUGAGUUCAA
This is a messenger RNA of Tetranychus urticae (two-spotted spider mite), 1723 nucleotides long. Its product is annotated as cytochrome P450 3A28-like. The record is from RefSeq and is a predicted model, not a curated record. Gene Ontology annotation, molecular function: heme binding; iron ion binding; oxidoreductase activity, acting on paired donors, with incorporation or reduction of molecular oxygen. Lineage: Eukaryota; Metazoa; Arthropoda; Arachnida; Trombidiformes; Tetranychidae.